This is a messenger RNA of Caenorhabditis elegans, 1404 nucleotides long. It is a transcript of the gene tftc-5, whose product is annotated as General transcription factor 3C polypeptide 5. Gene Ontology annotation, biological process: transcription initiation at RNA polymerase III promoter. Bases 6 to 1307 code for a protein of 433 amino acids. Gene Ontology annotation, cellular component: transcription factor TFIIIC complex; nucleus. The transcript is spliced from 5 exons. The record is from RefSeq and is marked reviewed. Lineage: Eukaryota; Metazoa; Nematoda; Chromadorea; Rhabditida; Rhabditidae.
GAAAAAUGAACGAUUUUCUCAAUUUCACACAACAAAAACGCGAGGAGCCGCAGCAGCUGGUCCUAAUCAAAUAUCCAGGAAUUGUCAAAAAUGUUGAUAAGGCACUUCAAACGAUGGGCGGUCUCCAACUAAUCAGUCAAUCUCACUUCAAUAAUCAUUCACUGGAAUUAAGUCACACUCCAGAUAAUCCCUAUACAUCUCGUAUUAUGGCGGAACGGAAACCUCAGGAUAAUGUAUCAUCUGGUACACUCCAUUUAGUCAUGAAGGUCAGAAGAAAGAAGAUAGAUCCCACGAAAAUCAAGACUAGUUUUCUGGGAUUGGUGAACACAGUGUACACCUUCGAUGUGAUGUGUGAUUUCCAGUACUUGCCACUCAAAAAACGCGUUGGAUGUGAUACUUUCGAAGAUUUGAUCCCAAAAUUGAUUCCAACUGAUAUUGCAAGUGCACUCAGUUGGUGGGAUGCUUCUGAAUCAGUGGCUACUCCAUUAUUCCUUCCUCCAUAUCAAUUUAGUCGUUAUUUGACACCUUCAACAAAGAUUUUGGGACGAGAAACUGAUCAUACAGAGAAAACGAAAAAUGCACAGAAAAAGGGAUAUGGACAGAAUCUUCGAGUGGAACGAAAAGCUCUAUCAGUAACCGUAAAUGCUAAAGAAGAAUUUCCAUUGGAACCAUCACAAGAAGCUGUAGAUGAAGCAAUGUUCCGUUGCAAACACGAUGAACCACAUAGGCUUCUUCGAGAAUUAUUUGAUGAACGACCAAUGUGGACACGUAUGGGAUUGCUUUAUCGAACGAGAAUAGAUGAUUCACUGUUGAGAAGUAUUCUUCAAAAAUAUGCAUUUUAUAUUCUAAGUGGACCGUGGGGUCGAUUGUGGUGCAAAUUUGGAUAUGAUCCGAGAACUGAUAGAAAUGGAGGAUUAUAUCAAACAAUAAUGGUCUCAUUCCGACAACAUGGAAGUAUUCCAGAAAGACAACGAUUGAAAGUUUCAUCUGAUAGAGCACAGACUAUUAAUCAUACAGCUGAUGUUAGUGAACCAGUCACCUACAUGUACGAACCAGGAAAACUGCCACGUAUCCGUCAAAUGUGGUACUGUGUAAUGGACGUACGUCUACCACAAGCAAUGAAUGAGCUAGUGGCUGUUGUAGAGAACAAUACACCACCGACACCAGAGGAAGUACGAGACAAGGGAUGGCUACCGAAUACACUAUUGGAAAAGAUUCGAGAUUUGAUCAAAGAAGACGUGGCAAGAACGUCUGCAGAACUGGAAGGAUUGAUGAAUGACACUGCACCCGGCGAAGAAGAGUUCUAGAUAAUUCAUGGUUUUUCUGUUUUGUACAAUUUUGUUGAAUUUUCCUAUUUUUUUCCGACUGACUUCCGAUUUUUUAAUAAACUUUUCAUCGUUUAAA